Messenger RNA from Fusarium oxysporum Fo47, 870 nucleotides. Its product is annotated as ketose-bisphosphate aldolase. Gene Ontology annotation, biological process: carbohydrate metabolic process. The coding region runs from base 1 to 870 and encodes 289 amino acids. Gene Ontology annotation, molecular function: zinc ion binding; aldehyde-lyase activity. The transcript has 2 exons. The record is from RefSeq and is a predicted model, not a curated record. Lineage: Eukaryota; Fungi; Ascomycota; Sordariomycetes; Hypocreales; Nectriaceae.
AUGACUUUCACUUGGGAACCGCAAAACAACAAGACCUGCCAGAUCCUCAAGGCAGCUGAGGAUGGAGGCUACGGAGUCGUUGCACCGAUAGCUUACAACAUCGAACACAUUCUGGCUUUUGUACGAGCUGCCGAGGCCAAACGUAGUCCUCUUAUCAUCCAAGUCUUCCCUUGGGCCAUCACCUUUUCAUCUGGCCUCCUCAUCCACGCAGCAGCACACGCAGCGCGCAAUGCUUCAGUUCCCAUCGCAAUCCACUUAGAUCAUGCACAGGACGAAGCAAUCAUUCGACAUGCCGCUGAUUCUCUCCCCUUUGAUAGCAUAAUGGUAGAUAUGAGCCAUUACGAGAUGGAAGAGAACCUGUCCAAGACCAAGGAGCUGGUUUCGUACUGUCAUGCGCGUGGAAUUGCUACUGAAGCUGAACCUGGUAGAAUUGAAGGAGGGGAAGACGGAAUCGCGGAUACAGCUGAUUUGGAGGGGGCCUUGACGACUGCAGAGCAGGUUGAGGAUUUCAUUGCGACGGGGAUUGAUUUCCUUGCCCCUGCAUUUGGUAACGUACAUGGAGAAUAUGGCAAGCGUGGUCCUGUUCUCGAAUUUGAUCGGCUUGAGAUGAUACGAUCAAGAGUCAAUGGGCGCGUGAGAGUUGUCCUCCAUGGGACCAACGAUUUCCCAGAGGAUAUAAUGAAGGCCUGCAUCAAGGGCGGUGUGUCCAAGGUCAAUGUGAACAAGCUUGUCUUGGAUGACUACCUCAUUCACAUCAAGGAACGCGCCUCGAAGCUCAACUUGACGACACUGAUGGAGGAUGGUGUAGAGAAAGCUCAGAAGCUGACGGAGUGGCAGAUGGAUGUCUGCGGUUCUACAGGGAAGGCUUAA